Aspergillus tanneri is the source of this 684-nucleotide messenger RNA. RefSeq lists its product as uncharacterized. The transcript has a single exon. Lineage: Eukaryota; Fungi; Ascomycota; Eurotiomycetes; Eurotiales; Aspergillaceae. Bases 1 to 684 code for a protein of 227 amino acids. The record is from RefSeq and is a predicted model, not a curated record.
AUGAAGGCCUUUACUCUGCCUGUUCUCCUCUCCACCGGCCUCGUUGGCAUUGCUUCGGCUCGGACCGUCCUGGAAGGCUGCGUCUCCUCUGCCACCGUCAACCAGUGGCAUCAAGCCAGCAUGAUCUGGUACGUCCCUGAGACCGGCGAGAUCUGCUCCUUCCCCGACUGCGGUGGUGGACGUGCUCCCCCCAAGUAUAACCAGCCCGGAUGUCCUCUGUACACCGGCACCGAGACCCUUACUCCCAGCUAUCUCCCUGGAUGGGGUCCCAAUGGCAAGACGGCUGUUGCCACAUCUGACCCGACUGCGUCCGCAACAGGUGACGAAACCACCGCUACGGACACCUCCUCUGCCACCACCGAGGCGAAGAGCUCCAAGACCAAGCACGGUAGUACCCUGAUCACCGCAGCGCCUACCUACUCCAAGCACGCUUCGUCCUCCCCUGUCGCCUCCUCUUCCGCCGCCAAGUCUUCUUCCGCUUCUUCGGGUUCCACCACUGUCUCUUCCGGCCCUGGCUCUGACUCUGGCUCUGGCUCCGGCUCUGGCUCCGGCUCUGGCUCGGGAUCGGGCUCGAAGACCACGUCCGCCCCGGGUGGCCUGGCCACCGGUGCUGCUAGCGUGUCUGGCGCCAACAUCGCCGGCGUUGUGGCUUUCGCCGCUUUGGUCGGUGCUGUGGCCCUGUAA